GAGAGAGUUAAAAGCAGAGAGAGUGGAAGUAAGAGCCCCAUCCCAAUCCUAAAUCCUAAAUCCCAAAUCCCAAUUCGAGUCGAAUCCAUCCAUCAAUAAAGCCACGCUACUAACUUACCGUCAUUUCAGUGAAGAAAGGUAAAACCUGAAAUCUUAGCUCACAGUCAGAGAGAGAUGAGCGAGGAGGCGAAGAAGAACAUCGUCGGAGGAGGAGCUCUAAUGGCGAAGCCCAACUCCGAAGAUCGAAAGCCGUCUCCUCCUGCCGUCAAUCCCACUCCUCCCAAGAAAGUCAUCAUCAAAAGUGCCGAUAUGCUUCCCGACAUGCAAAAGGAGGCUGUUGACAUCGCCGUCACCGCCUUCGAGAAGCACAAUGUAGAGAAAGAUGUCGCCGAGAAUAUCAAGAAGGAGUUCGAUAGGCGUCAUGGACCUACUUGGCAUUGCAUCGUUGGUCGCAAUUUUGGUUCAUACGUGACUCAUGAAACAAACCACUUCGUCUAUUUCUAUUUGGAUCAGAAAGCAGUUUUACUUUUUAAGUCUGGCUAGCGAUAUUCUGAUGGUGACUAAAAAGUACGGGAAUCGUCUUGUGAUUAUGCUGCUAUAUUUGACUCUUGUAUGUAUAAAAUCUGCCAGGGCACAAACUCUUGCAGGACAUUCUUGUGCUUGUGCUUUGUAUAUUUAGUUCCAUGUGAACUGGUUCUCAAGUUUGGAUAUGAAUCAAAAUUUAAUCUCUCUGCCUCUUUAUGUUCCUUUC
Molecule: messenger RNA, 751 nt
Organism: Abrus precatorius (Indian licorice)
Lineage: Eukaryota; Viridiplantae; Streptophyta; Magnoliopsida; Fabales; Fabaceae
Product: dynein light chain 2, cytoplasmic-like
Exons: 4
Coding region: 175-543 (122 amino acids)
Biological process (GO): microtubule-based process
Cellular component (GO): dynein complex
Molecular function (GO): dynein light intermediate chain binding; dynein intermediate chain binding
Source: RefSeq, a predicted model, not a curated record